Messenger RNA from Corylus avellana, 668 nucleotides. The record is from RefSeq and is a predicted model, not a curated record. Lineage: Eukaryota; Viridiplantae; Streptophyta; Magnoliopsida; Fagales; Betulaceae.
AUGCAGAGCAAUGUGACUGCAUUAAUCGAUAUGAAGCUCGAGAAGCACAAGAACUUAAGGGAAGAAUCUGGAUUUUUCUGGCGAGAGAUUUAUGAUGGGACCCUCAAGUUUGAAAGGAGAGAAUCUGAGGUUGCAGCAUUAAGACGGAUAGAAAAACAAGAAUUGGUCGACUUUUUCAAUGAAUAUAUAAAAGUUGGAGCAGCCCAGAAGAGGACAUUAAGUGUGGGAGUGUAUGGAAACCGACAUAGUUCGGAGUACACGGCAGAUAAAAGUGAACCGCAGCGCUACUCCAUGCAAAUAGGUGAUAUAUUCAGUUUCAGACGGUCACAGCCUCUUUAUGGAUCAUUCAGAGGCGUCGCUGGUCACGUGAAAUUAUAGAGAGUUGAGCUUUCACCACAGUUAGCAAAGAAACACAACUUCUGCCAUCUCAGUAGGCCGAAGUAGUGGAAGAAUGUUUGGAACAAUUAUUUUGAAAAUCAGUCGCAGGAAGGAGAAAAAUGAAAUCAUAAAAUAUUUGCCAUCUUGUUUUUAACCAAAUGAAUUGCACUUCUUCAAAGUUGUGGAUAAUUUGUAUUUUGAGUAUGUUUGUGAUAGCAGAAAACAGAAAGCAGAAAGCAGAUGAAGAAAAUUUUAACCAACUGGUUUGGUGAAUGGAGAAAGUAACGGCU